This is a messenger RNA of Anguilla anguilla (European eel), 4110 nucleotides long. It is a transcript of the gene igf2bp2a, whose product is annotated as insulin-like growth factor 2 mRNA binding protein 2a. Gene Ontology annotation, biological process: nervous system development; regulation of gene expression. The transcript is spliced from 16 exons. The record is from RefSeq and is a predicted model, not a curated record. Gene Ontology annotation, cellular component: cytoplasm; cytosol; nucleus. The coding region runs from base 40 to 1866 and encodes 608 amino acids. Lineage: Eukaryota; Metazoa; Chordata; Actinopteri; Anguilliformes; Anguillidae. Gene Ontology annotation, molecular function: mRNA 3'-UTR binding.
UCCCGAUUUUAUGUGCACAUCGAGAUUUCCAUUAGGAUCAUGAACAAACUAUACAUUGGGAAUCUGAGCCCCUCGGUCACCGUCGAGGACUUGAAGCAGCUCUUUGACGAGAGGAAGCUCCCUCUGACCGAGCAGGUUCUGCUCAAAUCCGGCUAUGCCUUCGUGGAUUUCCCCGACCAAAACUGGGCCAUAAAAGCUAUUGAGGCUUUGUCAGGAAAAGUUGAAUUACACGGGAAGGUGAUUGAGGUAGACUAUUCUGUUCCCAAGAAAUUAAGGAGUCGGAAGAUACAGAUCCGGAAUAUCCCGCCUCACCUGCAGUGGGAGGUUUUGGAUGGCCUUUUAGCACAGUAUGGUACUGUGGAAAAUGUGGAACAAGUCAACACUGACACGGAAACAGCAGUGGUGAACGUCACAUACGCAAACAAGGAGGACGCUAAAGUGGCCAUUGAGAAGUUGACAGGACACCAGUUUGAAGACUACUCCUUCAGGGUAUCGUACAUCCAGGAUGUGGAUGCGGCCCCGCCCCCCCAGGCUCCACGCUCGCGUCGAGGGGGGCGGUCAUCGCGGGACCAGGAUGGCCCCCAGCCUGGUCCCUCAGCAAGCCUCGGGGGGUCCCGCCACAAGCUCCAGGACUUCCCUCUGCGCAUACUGGUCCCCACGCAGUUUGUCGGUGCCAUCAUUGGCAAAGACGGGCUUACCAUCAAGAACGUCACCAAGCAGACCCAGUCCAAGGUGGACAUUCACCGGAAGGAGAACGCGGGCGCGGCGGAGAAGCCCAUCACCAUCCACUCCUCCCCCGAGGGCUGCUCCUCCGCCUGCCGCAUGAUCCUGGACAUCAUGCAGAAGGAGGCCAGCGAGACCAAGGCUGCUGAAGAGAUCCCUCUGAAAAUCCUGGCCCACAACAGUCUCGUGGGGCGGCUAAUUGGGAAGGAGGGCAGGAAUCUGAAAAAGAUCGAGCAGGAGACUGGGACCAAAAUCACCAUAUCCUCCUUACAGGACCUGACCAUUUACAACCCGGAGCGGACCAUCACGGUGAAGGGGGGCGUGGAGGCCUGCUGCAAGGCGGAGGCGGACAUCAUGCGCAAGCUGAGGGAGGCCUACGAGAACGACGUCGCUGCUAUUAACCAACAGACCAACCUUAUCCCUGGUCUGAACCUGAACGCUCUAGGCAUCUUUUCCACCGGCCUGUCGGUCCUGCCCCCGGUAGCGGCACCCCGAGGAGCAGCGCCUGCGCCCGCUGCUGGAUACAGCCCCUUUAUAAGUCACUCGUCGCAUGUUGGAAGCCUGUACGGGGUCCCGCCUACCAGCGUCAUUUCCCACCAGCACUCACAGGCUCCUGAACAGGAGGUAGUGUACCUCUUUAUCCCGACUCAGGCCGUGGGUGCGCUCAUCGGAAAGAAGGGGCAGCACAUCAAGCAGCUAGCCCGCUUUGCUGGUGCCUCCAUUAAGAUUGCCCCCGCAGAAACUCCUGACGUCCCUGAAAGAAUGGUGAUCAUCACUGGACCCCCUGAGGCCCAGUUUAAGGCUCAAGGCAGGAUCUUUGGGAAAUUGAAAGAGGAGAACUUCUUCACAGCAAAGGAAGAGGUGAAACUGGAGACGCACAUCAAAGUCCCCUCGACUGCGGCCGGACGGGUCAUAGGCAAGGGCGGCAAAACGGUUAACGAGCUGCAGAAUCUAACCAGCGCUGAGGUCAUUGUGCCGCGGGACCAAACUCCAGAUGAGAAUGAUGAGGUCUUUGUAAAAAUUAUCGGGCAUUUCUUUGCCAGUCAGACAGCGCAGAGAAAGAUCAGAGAGAUUAUACAGCAAGUGAAACAGUCGGAACAGAAGCAUCAGCAGGGAGCUCCCACGCCGCACCACUCCAAGUGACCACCAGAGCGGCCCCAGCGAGCAUCAGCGAUCAACAGCCGAUGAAUGUAGCCCUUCCAACCGGGGAGAGACCGAGGGGGCGGACCAGUGGCACGGGGAACAAAACCAAAGAACUUUAUCGAGGAAUGUGUGAGCCAAAGGCUGCCAGUUCAGAGAGGGCGAGAGGAGGGGGGGGAAAGUGUAAAGGUGACAUUUGUAAAAGCAAAAUAGGGAGAGGACAAAAAGGCCAAGACAUGGUACCUGCUAUCUCUACUUACACAGUAAAGAGUUGACUUGCCCUGACUAACAUAGGCCUAAUGGAAAUAGUAAAAGAGAAAAACUGUGUUAAUGAAUGUUUACAAUGACGGGCAGGAAUGGAGGGAACUUUGGACAGGGUGAGGGGUCGUGGUUGAAAGGAAAUUUUUUUUAGACUGUUUUGACAUUCAGAUUGAUAUGCUUAGCAGUAUUAAUAUAUAUUAGAAACUAUACAUACAUACAUACAUGAGUACAGUGAGCUCCAUAAUGUUUGGUACAAAGACCUGUUAUUUUUUUCUUGAUUUGGUUCUGUGCUCCUCAAUUUUAGAAUUUUGAAUCAAAGUGCACAUUUUCAGCUUUUAUUAAAGGCUAUUUUUAUACACUUUGGUUUUACUAUGUAGAGUUAAGUUAAGCCAUUAUGAGGCUGAGAAAUAAGAAAACAAAAGUCAGCUGCACUGGCAAAACCUUAGGCCUAUAGAACACUGUUGGACUCAGUAAUUGCAAAGGGCCUGGUAGACCAAGGAAGACCUCUGCAGUUGAUGAUUGAAGCAUUCUAACCAUAACGAAGAAAGACUCCUGAACACUUGUCCAACAGGUCAGAAACACUCUUCAGAAGGCAGGCGUGCACGUGUUUAGUAACUAAAGUCCACAGAAUUCACAAACAGAGCUACAGAGGCUACACUGCAAGAUGUCAACCACUAGUUAGUUGCAAAAACAUGAUAGCCAGUUUCAGUUUGCUAAGAAGUACCUAAAAGUGCCUGAUGUAACUGCUAAUAGACAGAAGCAUAUUAUCUGUUCAAGUUCAAGCAAAUGCCUCUGAACUCAUUGGACGGUUCUUCAUCUAACAGCAAGACAGAGAACAUACUCAGCACCUGGUGAUGUCUAUGAGUCACAGACUUCAGGCAGUCAUUGAUGCAAAGGAUAUGCAACAUUAUGUCUCAGAAAUUAUGUCCUGAAAUGGGGGGACUAUUUAUAAAAAAGUGCUGUAAUUUCUACUUGGUGAAACUAAAAUGUAUAAAAUACCCUUAAAUAAAAGCUGAAAAUAUGCACUUUAACCAUAUGUGAAGUGUUUGAUCACUAAUCUAAAAGUAUAGAGCCAAAUCAACAAAAAAUAUGUCUUUUUUUUUGUUCCGAACAUUAUGGAGCUCACUGUAUAUGGGGAGAACAACAUUAAUGCUAUAACAAUAUAAUAAAAAUAAGGAACUAUAUAUAAACAUAUACAUAUAAAUGAGGAGAACAAAGUCUGUUUUGUCGUAGACUAAAGUGGGCUUUUUAGACUUGAACUGAAGUGUUCCAACGUGGGCAGUAGAGGACACAGCCAGCCAUUUAAACACAGACAGAAAAAGUAGGAAAUGUUCAUAGUCUUAGUGGAUUGUUGUGAAUCUUUGUCACGGAACCUGUGUGUGUGCCAACACAAGGGAGACAGUCCCUCUCAUGUCUUUUUGCUUAACCUCACUUACGUUUCUCACUGUCUCUUAGCUUCCAUUUCCUUCAUGACUUUCAGUUUUUUUCAGUGUAAUUUUCACUUUUCAAUUUUGACAGAAUGUCACUGAGCAGCGUUCUGAUAGCAACUUCCACUUUGGUCAGAAAGAUGAUUACCGGAAUAAUAUGAAAAUGGUACAAUACGUAUACACAUACACAUGCGUGUAUUGUGUAGGGACAUGAGAUUGAAAGCAAUUUCCAAAAUUACAGCCAAGAGAGAAAAUAGACAGAAAAAAAGAAAAAUAUACUGCAGUAAAACAAAGAUGUUAAGUUGGUGCAACUUUGUUUGAUAAGGAGCAGUUUUAGCAGAAUGUGCACCGCAAACACUGCCUUGUACUUUGCAUUGAAGUGAAAAAUGACUAGAAACUGUGACGUACGUACGUGUACAGCAGGGGGCGCAGUAGUGUAAACGUGGUCUGUGUUGCCACACGACUGCGCCUGGCUUUAAACCUCUCCAUCAGGGAGCAUUCUAAAAUGGCGUGACAGCUGUGAAUGUACGAUAUGCAGCCUUUAAAAAAAAAAAAAAAA